AUGCAGUCGACCUCAUCAGCUCCAUUGCCCAAGUGCUCUUACCCUCUCCCAAACCACUUCCACUUCCACCAUCGACAUCCUAAGAAAAAACUCAACUUCCUAACCCUACCCCAAAAAACCCAAACCCACUUCACAAACCACUGUGCCCUUUACAUCUCUCACACAAACAGUUGCAGCAAAGAGCACCAAAACAAAACCCAGAAGCACAACAGCAGCAAUCCCGACCCUUAUCAGAACGAUGCAUUAUUUCUACAACUGAACUCCUCCUCUGGCACCGAAAGCUCCAAUAAUCAAAGCCCAGAAGCCCCUAGCCGAGAACAAGGACAAGAUCAAAGAGAGAGCGAAGACGAUUAUCCCAAGGGACUUUCCACAAACAUGUGGUGGGCAGACGUGAAAGGAGCGUUGGGACAAAGGUUCAACUUUGGAGCCAUUGCUCGUUCAGCCAGGGUACUCACAAAAGACAAGCACUUGGCACUGCCUCACGUCUCUGUGCCUGAUAUAAGGUACAUUGAUUGGCCUGAGUUGCAUAGAAGGGGCUUCAAGGGUGUUGUGUUUGACAAGGAUAACACUUUAACUGUGCCUUAUUCUUUGACGCUCUGGGGUCUUCUUGGGUCUUCAUUGGAGCAGUGUAAAUCUGUUUUCGGACCCGAUAUUGCGGUGUUCAGUAACUCGGCUGGGCUUUAUGAGUAUGACCAUGAUGGUUCAAAAGCUAGGGAGCUUGAAGGGGCUAUUGGAAUAAAAGUCAUAAGGCAUAAAGUGAAGAAACCAGCUGGAACAGCUGAAGAGAUCGAGAAGCAUUUUGGUUGUAAAGCAUCACACCUUAUUAUGGUGGGUGAUCGGCCCUUAACUGAUAUCGUUUAUGGGAAUCAAAAUGGCUUUCUGACUAUUUUAACUGAACCGUUGAGUCUUGCCGAGGAGCCAUUCAUUGUUAGGCAGGUGAGGAAACUAGAAACAUCCCUUGUGAACCGUUGGUUUAGGAAAGGGUUAAAGCCCACCAGUCAUAGGCUGUUGCCAGACGGUACGCAGUGUGUGAAACAUCCACCACCCCUAUAA
Prunus armeniaca (apricot) is the source of this 1053-nucleotide messenger RNA. NCBI's taxonomy places the organism in Eukaryota, Viridiplantae, Streptophyta, Magnoliopsida, Rosales, Rosaceae. The record is from the annotation of a GenBank genome assembly.